AUGCCUCACUGGCUGUUCUGCUGGCAGUUUGACAUGGUGGACCCCGGCGUGGUUCUGAUGUGGAUAUUCGGCGUGAUGCUCGGAUUGUUUUGGAUCCUGUAUUUCCUCUGUGGUGAAAUGUUUGAUACGGCAUCGGUAGCAAUGCUCGCACUGAUGACGUUGGCCUUCAUGGUCCCCUUCCUGGUGGCCCGAAUCCCCUUCAACACACCCUGGAACACUAGCUGGGAUGAGCAAAUGCCGCCAGAGAAUCUGGAUCGCACAUCCACGUACUAUGGAGCCGCUCGGUAUCGAGCCGUGCGGAGGGCCAGUCGCAGUCGCAACAGACGAGCGUUCCACAGCGACAAGGUGCCACCCCGGCCCCACGCCAGGUUACAGGGGCCAGGUUCUUAA
This is a messenger RNA of Ostreobium quekettii, 390 nucleotides long. NCBI's taxonomy places the organism in Eukaryota, Viridiplantae, Chlorophyta, Ulvophyceae, Bryopsidales, Ostreobiaceae. The record is from the annotation of a GenBank genome assembly.